This is a messenger RNA of Labrus bergylta (ballan wrasse), 5658 nucleotides long. RefSeq names its product NCK-associated protein 5-like (gene nckap5l). The record is from RefSeq and is a predicted model, not a curated record. Gene Ontology annotation, biological process: microtubule bundle formation; microtubule depolymerization. Gene Ontology annotation, cellular component: microtubule plus-end. Lineage: Eukaryota; Metazoa; Chordata; Actinopteri; Labriformes; Labridae.
AGUGGCAGUGAGGUGGGGGCUGGUCCACAGCUGUUGUAGUAGGCAGGGUCUAUCGGGGUAUAGGAAGCCUGCCUCAUUCGCCCUGGAACAAUGGGAGACAUGGCAGCCUCUGCAGACAGCACACACACACACACACACACACACACACACACACACAAUGCACAUGCCCAAGGACGGGCCUUCUCUUCUAGCCGUGUAGCGUAGAGGAAACCGGCUUCCUCCGUCACACUCGCAGGUUUGACGGCUUGCUUUGAAUGGGGAGGGAAAUAAUCUCCUCCGCAACCGGAAAACAGAAAUGUAAGGUUGUGGCCUUUCUGUCUCUCCUGGUUUUUUUCCCUCUCUCUCCUUCCCUUUUGGUGCCUUUUACAUUUCACUCUGCUGUGAGGAGACCUCGGAUGCGCUGACUGAAUGACUGAAAAGGCAGCAGGAGAAAGCUCCCUGGUGCUGUUGUUGGGAGACAGAGGUGCCUGACAGGAGACGGACUCCUCUUCAAGGAUCAUAAGAGAGCUGAAACCACAGAUGAGAACAAUGUCUGAUGAGACAGAACAGAGAAUGUGUGAGGAGGACUUCGGUACGGACGAGGAGGGCGAGGAGGCAGACGUGGAGUCGUACCUGGAGGACAACAGCAGCGAGCUCGUGGACCGACUGCGAGAGCUGGAGGCAGAAAACUCGGCUCUAAUGUUGGCAAAUGAGAGUCAGAGAGAAGCUUAUGAGAGAUGUUUGGAUGAGGUGGCCAACCACGUGGUCCAGGCUCUGCUGAAUCAGAAGGAUCUGAGAGAGGAGUGCAUCAAGCUGAAGAUGUUGGUGUUUGAUCUGGAGAGACAGAACCGAGCGCUUUGUGAGCUUUUCCAACAGAAACUGCCCAACCACCCCACAGCCCACUACCAGGUCCAGGCGGGACCCCUCCCAGACUACAAUGCACAGCUGCACAAUGACUCUGCCAAACAGGUGGAGCCUGCACAGACUGAAGCACAAGCCAAGGGAAACGGCUACCGCACACAGCACGCCUCUCCGGGCCCUCGCGGCCCCGCGGCCUCCAUGGAGGCGCUGUCCCCCUUUUUCAAGAAGAAAGCACACAUCCUGGAGGUCCUCCGUAAGAUGGAGGAGACGGACCCUCUCAAGUUCCACCCGUCCACCACGAGCCUGUCGUUCUGCGACUACAGCCAGGUGCUCAUGUCCACUGAGGCCGUUUUGGCCGCCGCAGAGCCCCUCCCCCUGCAGACGCACCACACGCACUGUCACUGCUCGCGCACGGACACCGAAGCACACCAACAUGUCAACGGCGACGGCGGGGCGGUGAAGUGCGAGGGCGGGAACACCUGCUGUUUACACUGCAAGAGGAGCCCAGAGAGUCCCCCGAAGACAUGCAACCAAGUCUGUAGUCCUCCUAAAGCAAACUCCGCCCCCCAGAGUCGCCUCGCCCCCGCAGCUGCUACAAGCGAAUGUCACAUUAAGAGCAGAACGGUGGAGGCCGCUCCCUCGUCUAAACAAUGCACAAAGAAUCAAGCCCACCAGCAACCAGCAGGCGGCGCCGCCGCCGCCCAUCCCUCCGUCCCCUCGGAUCAGAUCCCAGAGCGGAUGGAGGAGCAGGAGGAACCUGAGAGUUUUCUAAACGUCUCCGUAGAGCUCACUGGUUUCACUCCUGUGAAGGACAGCGAGCAGAUCUCCCACUGUGACGCAGAAGCGAGCGACGGCGUUCAAAACGGCGUGGCCUCCUCGCUCGACGACCCCUCGGCCAUCCCCGAGAAGGACGUCCCCGAUCAUCAGGAGGCUCCGUCCGUGAGAGCGGGCGCCUCCGUCAGCCCCAGCCCGUCCUGCCUCAGCGACGUCAAAGCCGCCGCCAUCAACUCGCCGUCCAAGCUGCUCAAGUUCCUGAAGAUCCCCUCGAUCGGCGAGAAGUCUCAGGCCGCGACCUCCGCCGCCGCCGUCCACCUGAGCCCCCAGCUCACGCGCAGCUCCCGGAUCCCGUGUCGCACCAACAACUACGAGGUGUACCACUCGCCCGUCCCCACGCGCAGAGCCACGACCACGGAGAGGUGCAGGCAGCCCCCUCCCCCGCCCUGCAGGUCUGAGUCUUACCCCGCCACGCACUCGGCCCCGACCUCCCCGCCGCAGCCCGAAGACGUCUGCGCCCAACCCGUCAAAGACACAAGCUACAGCAGCGUCUCGCCGCCUAAAGCUGGCUCAAAGAUGGCCGCCCCCUCCUCCUCCUCCUCCUCCCCCAAAGUCUCUCAGAGGAUUCCUCAUUAUGAAAACGUCUGUAACAUAUCCAGAGAGGAGGAGCCGGCGCCGAGCCUCGAGAAGAGGACCACGCUUCCCUCCCAAGCGAAGGCGAACGGCGGCGGCGAGAGGAAGCUUGUGAAAUCGCUGCCGGAGAGCGUCCUCAUCCCAAGUCCCCAGAGGAAGCAGUCGUCCUCGACCGCGUCCGAUUCCACGUCGGACGAGGAGGAGGACUCGGACAGCCCGGUGUGGGUGAACCACCACAGCCUGCCCAGCUCGUCCGCCCUCGGGAAGGCUCAGAGCCGAGCCAGCUACUCCCAACCGCGAGAGAGACAGGAGGUCGACAUCGCCGCGCAGAGCUCCGAGGUCGUCCAGCCGCAAGCUCCGCCUCCACCUCCAGUCAGGAGGAGCGACUCUUCUUCCAUCCCCAAGAGGCCGACGUCCGGCGCAGGGAGGUCCCAGGCCGAUUCCAGUCACCACGCGUUUAAAGACAGACUGGCGGCGCUGGGGAAACUGAGGAGCUCCGAGGAUUUGCAGGUCGGUCUCAGGCCGGUGGAGAAUGUGAACGAGGGCUCGUACGCGGAGGAGAGGAGUAAGAUAGCGGAGAGGCCGAUGGAGGAGCAGAGACAUUCAAAGUACGCAGACUCUCUGGACAGCAAACCAAAAGUUGCCAGCGUUGGUUUGAAGUACCCUCAGAUGUACGAGCAGGCGGUGAAGUCUCAGCCGAAACAAGAACUGUGCGUGACAAAGAUAGAAGCGUCCAAGAGUAAAAUCGGUCUGCCGUCGCCGAACGCAGACGCUCCGCAGGUUCUGCGCAACAACAUCAAAUGUCCCGGUUCUCUCAAUCUGGCCUACAACCUCAAAGCGGGUCCUCACAGUAGCAACAGCCCCAACAAAAUCCCCCCGAAGUCGCCGUCCAAGCCGUGCCAGCCGACGUCCGUCCACAGGGCGGGGAAGCCGACGGAGGCUCCGCGGUACUCGUCCAAAUCCGAAGAGCGGACGAAGAUCAGCGGGAAAGGGAAGAAGAAUCCGAUGUACGGAGACAGCCUGCCGCCGCCUCCUCCCAGACCUCCGUCCGAGGCGGAGAAGCCGCCCCCGGCGCCGAGCCCGCAGUCGGCCAUCGAGCAGAAAGUGAUGAAGGGCAUCGAGGAGAACAUGCUGAAGCUGCAGGAGCAGGACCGAGGCGUGCAGAGCGGCGAGGUGAAGCAGAAAGCCUCCAACGGCAUCGCGAGCUGGUUCGGGCUGAAGAAGAGCAAGCUGCCCGCGCUGAGCCGCAAGGCGGACGCCGGCAAGUCGAAGGACGAGAAGAAGGAGUGGAAGAUCAACAUCCCGUCGGUGGGCAGGGACUCGGUGAAGAUGGCCACCCGGUGCAAAGAGGGCGUGGAGGGUCUGAACAUCUCCACGCUGAUGGAGAAGGCGGAGGGGCUGAGGAGGGCCCUGGAGGAGGAGCGGGCAUACGUGGAGAGGUCGGGCAGAGGUCACUCCUGCGAGGUGGUGAUGGACCCGUCUCAGGGGCAGCUGGCCGUCAUGUACAGAGGAGCGCGCUCCGAUAACUUCAUGCAGCAGCUGCUGAACAGAGUGGACGGGAAGGAGAUGAUCAGCGUCCCGCAGCGCCGGCUGUCGUUCGACUGCAAGACCUCCAAACCGAUGUUCAGUCAGCAGAGCGACGUCAUCAGCCGGGACGACAUGGAGAAGGGAUCAGACAGAAUCGGCAAGAUCACGUCAGAUGAAAACCUCGCCGAGUCGGUUCACUCUCAACACUUUGCAGGUUCCGGUGCUUCCACGUACACCCUGGACAGCGGCAUCGGUACGUUCCCCCUCCCCGACUGCAGCAGCGGUGCGGCGGGACGCGGCCUGUCCAAGUCGAGGGCCGGCGCGGACCACCACUCCUCGGGGUCCCCGGGGAGGGCCGGGAGACGGGCUCGCACCCUGGAGCGAGACCUGACGUCGCAGGAGGAGUGCUACACACCGCACAAACAGCUGAUCCCCACAAUCCAGUACGGCUCGGUGAUGGAGGGGAGGAGCUCCGUCGGCGUCAUCCGUGAAGACAAAGAAGCUCACGGAGCCAACAUGUUCUCCCCGCGCUCCAAGACCUGGACCUUCCCCAACCUGAAGACCCCUGCAGGCCCUGCAGAGGUUUACCUGGCAGUGGAGGAGGAGGAGGAGGAACCCGUGUCCUUUGGAUCACCAUUCAGAGGGGGCAUGAAGGCCGGCGGCCCGUCCUCCAGCCGGGUGGUUGACCCGGGCAGCCUGCCCGUCCCGACCCAGUCCGGAAUAAGCCGCAGGGGGAAGAUUCGCACUCCCAGCGUCCCAGAAAUGAGCCGCGAGGCCGGCUUGGAGCUGCUCAGGGAGCGACCUGAGGAAGCCAUCUCCCCGAGUCGCCCUCAGGUCCUGGAGACCCCCGAGUCCCUCAGCGACUCUCUGUACGACAGUCUGUCGUCCUGCGGCAGCCAAGGGUGAGCCGGCCAAGGACGGGGGAGGGGAGGGGGGAGGAGACAAUAAGAGCCAGCACCGCUCUCCACACGCCUCCUGGUUGGUUAAACUUUGAUGCUGCUGACCAGCCGCCACAUUUUGAGGGAAAGAAGAAGAAACUGUGCCCCCCUUUGAUAUCCGCAGGAAUAUUGUGGCAAUGAAGCCGUUUUUUUUUUUUUUGUUGCAACUGGAAGGAUGGAUCGAUGUGACUUCUCCUCAGGAUUUUCAAAUAAAGAUGAAGCCAAAAGCCACCAAAAUGAAACAGGUCGUUCACCUUUUUUCACAAUCAGACUCGACUGUGGACACGUUCUCUUUGACUCAUGUGUACAGGACUACAAAAACCGCAUGGCUAAGCUAAUGAUUAGCACAAAAAAAAGGGUCACUCCUGGUAGAUGUUCAGCGACCUGUCUUCUGUUUCUCUGACGGAUUCUUUUUGUUCUGCGCUGACGUUCUGUACUGUAUCGAUGCGUUCAUCAUCAUCGUCAUCAUUUCCACACAUAAUGUAUUUAAAACGAAAACAUGAAGCUCCUUUAAAAAAAAAAAAAGAAUGUCCAUGUCUGUGAUUCUUUGUUGCUGAAGUCAUGCAUCACCAUUUUAAAAAUGUACAAACGAUUUUAUUGCUCAUGUUGAUAUCGUUUCCAAGACCGAUGAAGGUUGUCAGAAAAUGUCUGUUUUUUUUAAAUCAUAAAACAUUUAAAGGUAAUAUAUACCAGCAAUAAUAACAUAGAGAAGAGAAAUGGCUACACUAUUCAAUGAAAAUGUAUUUCUAUUAUUUAUUUAUUUGAAUGUUGCAUCGUUUUUGUUUUUGUAAUCUUUCUGUGAAUCCUGCGGCGUCCUCGCUUCCUAGAUUUGGUUCAUAUCUGGUGUUUCAUCUUCUCUGUUGCUGUUCGUUCCCUAGCCGAUAGAGGUCCUAUGUACCUACUGCCGUUUUUUCAACUUUCUAAUUAAAAUGUUUUCAUUUAGUUC